Pimephales promelas (fathead minnow) is the source of this 2535-nucleotide messenger RNA. Its product is annotated as extracellular calcium-sensing receptor-like. Gene Ontology annotation, molecular function: G protein-coupled receptor activity. Gene Ontology annotation, biological process: G protein-coupled receptor signaling pathway. Gene Ontology annotation, cellular component: plasma membrane. Lineage: Eukaryota; Metazoa; Chordata; Actinopteri; Cypriniformes; Leuciscidae. The record is from RefSeq and is a predicted model, not a curated record.
AGCUCAAUGUUUAGAAUGCUUCUCUUUCUUUACAUAUUCCUGGUUUUCCAUCAACUUCAUACCAAGGCGGGAAACAAUCUUUGCCGAAUGAUAGGACAACCUAAGUCCCCGCUGCUUUCUAAGAAUGGAGAUAUAACGAUUGGUGCACUUUUUGCAAUACACAGCAAAGAAACAUUUCCUUCAUUUCAGUUUACACAAAAACCCCAGCUCCUGUCAUGCUCCAGUGUGAAUUUAAGAGAUUUCAGGAUGGCUCAAAUUAUGAUUUUUGCAAUUGAAGAGAUUAACAGAAGUGAAAGUUUGCUCCCAAAUGUUUCUAUUGGCUAUCGGAUUUAUGAUACGUGUGGUUCAAGACUGUCUGCUAUGAGUGCAACUAUGGGACUGAUGAAUGGGCCAGAGUUUUCUGCUGAGUAUAGAUGCAAUGGACAGUCUCCUAUACAUGCUAUCAUUGGAGAAACUGAGUCUUCUGCUACUGUGAUUCUGUCCAGAACUUCAGGACCAUUUAAAAUUCCAGUGAUAAGUCCCUCAGCCUCAUGUGAAUGUCUCAGUAAUAGGAAAGAGUACCCCUCAUUCUUCAGAACUAUUGCUAGUGAUUACCACCAAGGCAGAGCACUUGCAUACAUAGUCAAGCAAUUAGGCUGGUCUUGGGUUGGAGCUGUGAACAGUGACAAUGACUAUGGAAACAAUGUUAUGGCCAUAUUUCUGAAUACAGCUCAGAAAGAGGGGAUUUGUGUAGAGUACUCUGUCAAAUUCUACCGAACAGAGACUGAAAAACUAAGAAAAGCGGUCGACACAAUUAAAAGAAGCACAGCAAAAGUGAUUGUUGCAUUUGUUUCACUUAUUGAAAUGGGCUUACUUAUUGAUCAGCUAAGUAUUCAGAAUAUUACAGGCUUUCAAUUGAUUGGAGGGGAGGGAUGGGUAACUGCAAAGAGUUUGAUCACUCCAAAGAGUUUUCACGUGAUGGGAGGGUCACUGGGGUUUGCAUUUAGAAAAAUCAAAAUUGAUGAGUUUUCAGAUUAUGUUAUUAAGGCAUUUUGGGACACAGCUUUUCCAUGCUCACAGAUUGAGGGGAAUUCUUCUCAGUAUCCAUUAAGGUGCAGGCAAUAUGAAGAUCUACUUACACUAAAACAAAACAAUGAAGAUGUGCCUGAACAAAGAUAUGCAAGCAAUGUCUACAAAGCAGUUUAUGCGGUGGCUUAUUCUCUACACAGUUUAUUGAAGUGCAAAGAACAAGAAGGGUGUGUGAAAGGUCUGACAAUACAACCAAAACAGGUGGUUGAAGCUCUAAAAACAGUCAAUUUCACCGUAAAGUUUGGAGAUCAUGUGUGGUUUGAAAGCAGUGGUGGUGCAGUGGCCCAUUAUGAAGUUGUGAACUGGCAGCAGGACUUAGAUGAAUCAUUCCAGUUUAAACCAGUGGGAUACUUUGAUGCCUCACUGCCCCCUGACCAGAGCUUUAUGCUAAACACUAAAAAUAUUAUUUGGGCUGGAGGACAUCUGGAGAAGCCAAGGUCUGUCUGCAGUGAGAGCUGUGCUCCAGGCACUAGGAAGGCUGUACAGAAAGGGAGACCUGUCUGCUGUUAUGACUGUAUUCCAUGUGCAGAAGGAGAAAUCAGUAAUGAGACAGAUUCAAUUAACUGCAAGCAGUGUCCAGGGGAAUACUGGUCUAAUGCUGAGAAAAAUAAAUGUGUGUUAAAGGCUGUAGAGUUUCUGUCGUUCACAGAAGUUAUGGGUAUAGUUCUAGUCUUUUUCUCACUGUUCGGAGUAGGAUUAACUGUGCUGGUGGCCAUCCUGUUUUACAGCAAGAAGGACACCCCAAUAGUAAAAGCCAACAAUUCAGAGAUUAGUUUCCUGCUACUUUUCUCAUUGACUCUGUGUUUUCUCUGUUCACUUACUUUUAUUGGUCGCCCCACUGAAUGGUCAUGUAUGCUGCGUCACACAGCAUUUGGGAUUACUUUUGUCCUCUGUAUCUCCUGUGUUCUGGGGAAAACAUUAGUGGUGUUAAUGGCCUUCAAGGCUACACUUCCAGGAAGUAAUGUCAUGAAAUGGUUUGGGCCUUCACAACAACGACUCAGUGUUCUUGCCUUUACACUUAUACAGGUUCUUAUCUGUGUGCUUUGGCUAACAAUAUCUCCUCCAUUUCCCUACAAAAAUAUGAAACAUUACAAGGAAAAGAUCAUUCUUGAGUGCAAUCUGGGUUCUACUAUAAGUUUCUGGGCUAUUCUGUGUUAUUUUGGCCUACUUGGUCUCUUGUGUUUCAUUUUGGCUUAUUUGGCUCGUACGCUGCCUGAUAACUUCAAUGAAGCCAAAUUCAUCACAUUCAGUAUGCUCAUAUUCUGUGCUGUAUGGAUCACAUUUAUCCCAGCUUAUGUCAGUUCUCCUGGAAAAUUCACUGUAGCUGUGGAGAUAUUUGCUAUUUUAGCCUCAAGCUUUGGUUUACUAUUCUGCAUAUUUGUACCUAAAUGUUAUAUCAUUCUAUAUAAGCCUGAGCAAAAUACAAAGGAACAUAUGAUGGGAAAAACAACAUAUAAGUCCUACUGA